Coffea arabica (coffee) is the source of this 675-nucleotide messenger RNA. RefSeq lists its product as uncharacterized. Lineage: Eukaryota; Viridiplantae; Streptophyta; Magnoliopsida; Gentianales; Rubiaceae. The record is from RefSeq and is a predicted model, not a curated record.
AUGAAGGUGCUUGAGGUGAAAGCUUAUGUGCCACCCAUCCCUUUUCUCCAAAGGCUUAAGAAAAAGGCAAUGGACGAGCAAUAUCAAAAGUUUGUGGAGUUGCUCAAGAAACUUCAAGUGAACAUGUUUUUUUUUGAAAUUCUUGCUGAUAUACCUGCUUGUGCAAAGUUCUUGAAAGAGAUAGUGUCUAAUAAAAAGAAGUUAGAAGACUUUGCAGAGGUGUCUCUUACUGAGGAAUGCAGUGCAGUGCCACAAAAUGGUUUUCCUAUCAAAAUGAAAGAUCCAGAGAGUUUUAAUGUACCUUGUCAAUUUGAACAUAUUAUUGUUGAUAAAUGUUUGUGUGACCGUGGAUAUAGUGUUAAUUUGAUAUCUCUAUCAUUUUUCAGGAAAUUAAAGUUUGCCAAUUUGGGGCCUAUUCAAGUGAUUCUACAACUGGCUGAUCGUUCAGUGUAUUAUCCUAUUGGUAUUGUUGAUGAUCUAUUAGUUAAAGUCGGUAAAUUUUAUUUUCCUACUGAUCUUCUUGUUCUUGACAUGGAGGAGGAUAUUUGUAUGCCAAUUAUCCUUGGUAGAGGGGUUUUAGCUACAGAAGAGGCUAAUAUAGACUUACUUGAAGGAAAAUUGAUUUUAAGUAUUGGUAAAGAGAAAGAAGAAUUUAAUGUCUUUGAACUCUUAUAA